This is a messenger RNA of Cylindrotheca closterium, 1218 nucleotides long. The record is from the annotation of a GenBank genome assembly. Lineage: Eukaryota; Bacillariophyta; Bacillariophyceae; Bacillariales; Bacillariaceae.
AUGGACAAGGAGGAAUUGCGAAAACAAGCUACCCGUAUCCUUAGGGUUACGGAGCAGAGAGUGCACAAACAAAGCUUCGUUGCUUUUUUCCUUGGAUUUUUAAUUUCACACUUACUUUCUGUUGGCAACUUUUCUGUCGCAAAAGACAAUUCGGCACACCUCGUGGUUGUCAGCGGCGAAUCCAAGAGUGCCGAAUCCAAGAGUGUCAACACCAAGAGCGUUGAAACUGAGAGCAUUGAAAAAGCAAGUGGACUGAAUGCACUGGAACAUUCCGACAAGCACAAUACAUUUGUUUAUCAUGGAAAAAAAAGUACGACGGACACUUUUACGCCGUUUCAUCGGUAUAUGUCAGAACUCGGUAGUCCAAGUGUCCACAACUUUACCGUUCUUCCUCAACAAAACAGUUGGUUGCAUUAUUUCGAAGCGUAUCACAAUCACAUGGCACGUUUUCGGGGAAAAGGGAAUGUAGUCUUCAUGGAAAUUGGUGUUCAAAGUGGAGGAAAGAUCCCAAUUUUGCGAAAAUAUUUUGGCCCUGGACUUACCUACAUUGGGCUUGAUAUCAACCCUUCCACCAAAAUGUUUGAAACGACGGAAAGUGAUGAUUUCACCGUACACAUCGAGAUUGGGGAUAGUGGUGAUCCGAAGUUUCUAGACAAAAUCAAAGCAAAAUAUCCUCACGUGGAUAUCUUUCUGGAUGAUGGUGGACAUACGAUGAAGCAGCAAAUGGUUGCCAUGGAACACAUGCUACCACAUGUCCAACCAGAGGGUGUCUACAUGUGUGAAGAUCUUGGAACUUCGUGGAAACCCAACUUUGGGGGAAUUAAAUUCGGUAGCGUCGGCAAAGAUAACAAGUGGGUGGCGACCACGAUGGUUGGCUUGGUUCAUCAGUCUCUGGAUUGGUUCAUGGCACCAGCAAACGCCGGUGCAGGCAAGGGCAAUACUGUAUUGCAAGAUGUGAAGACUAUACCUGAUGAUAGAUUCGAUUUGAGUCCGGAAUCGCCCAGCAACAGAUGGUGGAAGACGAUUCCAAACCAGGUGAAACACAUUCACUACUACAGCCAGAUCGUGGUGUACGAAAAGGGAGUUACAUAUCAAGGUGCUGGAUGGAAAACAAUCGGAACAAGGAUUCCCUACAAAGAUUCAGGCACACGUGAAAGAGUAGAUUGGAAAAGUAUCAUAGGACGGUUGGACGGCAUUUUCGGUGAGGGGUUGCUAUAA